Setaria italica (foxtail millet) is the source of this 2376-nucleotide messenger RNA. Its product is annotated as GPI transamidase component PIG-T. The coding region runs from base 139 to 2076 and encodes 645 amino acids. Gene Ontology annotation, cellular component: GPI-anchor transamidase complex. The record is from RefSeq and is a predicted model, not a curated record. Lineage: Eukaryota; Viridiplantae; Streptophyta; Magnoliopsida; Poales; Poaceae. The transcript has 5 exons. Gene Ontology annotation, biological process: attachment of GPI anchor to protein.
CUGGCCGGCCCGUGAGGCCCUUGAGUUGUUAUGGCCCAUUACCAGGUCUAGUCACGCUACUGGCCGACAGUGCCGGAAACCCGUCCACGCGACGCCACCCACGCCGGCAACAGCGCCGCCCUUCCCACGCCGGCGCUGAUGGCGCCGCCGCCUCCACCUUCUGGGACGGUCCUCUUCCUGUACCUCCUCCUCCUCUUCCUCCUUUCGACUGCCGCAGCGGCAUCGGCAGCGGCGCCUGAGGAGGAGUUCACGGAGGAGCUGCUCCUGCGGCCGCUCCCUGACCGCAAGGCGCUGGCCCACUUCUACUUCCGCUCCUCUGCGCCCCCAGCUGCCACCGUCGGCCGGCACCACCACCUCUUCCCCAAGGCCAUCUCCCAGCUGGUCAAAAAAUAUCACAUUAGUGAGUUGGAGCUAUCUUUCACCCAGGGAAGAUGGAACUAUGAGCAGUGGGGUGGAUUUGAUCCUAUGUCAACAAGUAAUGCAAAACCUCCUGGUGUUGAGCUGUGGGCAGUUUUUGAUCUUCCUUCGUCUGAGAUUGAUGCAACAUGGAAGAACCUGACCCAUACACUAUCUGGCCUGUUUUGUGCAUCCAUCAAUUUUUUAGAGUCUUCCACUGCAUUUUCUGCUCCUCGUUGGGGAUUUAAAUUGAAUGAAGGCAAUUUGCGAUAUGGUGCAUUGCCUCGUGAAGCAGUAUGCACUGAGAAUCUGACACCUUGGCUGAAACUUCUUCCAUGUCGUGACAAAGCUGGGAUAGCUUCUUUGUUGUAUAGACCUUCAAUUUACAAAGGAUACUACCAUUCCCAGAAACUGAAACUAAGAUCAUCCCAGUCACUUGGUAUUAUUCUUGAUCAAACACUGACUGUUGUACUGCAACCAAAUACUAUUAAUGAUAAACAGCUGCAUUCUAAUCUAGGACAACUUCAGCCCAGCUGGUCCAUGAGACAUCUUUUCAACAGAAAGUUGUCAGGGAAAUGUCUUGUUUCUAAAUACAGCAGAAUAUUCAUAGAGUUUGAUAAAGGCAUUGUUGACAAAGUUAACAAAUCUGGAAGUGAUCUUUCUUGGAAUAAUGAAUUCUUUGUGUUGUCCAAUGGCCCGGACAGGUUGAUCAAAGGCCUAAAUAACUUGGAAGUUCAAUCUUCUUUUAUAUAUGAAUAUGAUGUUAGUAACUACAGUGAGGAAAAGCCUUUUGAUGUGGGCAUAACUUGGAAGCUUCCCCUGAUAUGGUCUUGCACCCCCUCACCUUUUCAUGCAAGCAGAUUUCUUAUGGGUAGUGGAAAUGAAAGAGGGUCAAUUGCUCUGUCCUUUACGUCCACUAAUCUUCAGAAGAUAUUUGGCAGCCCAAAUGAUUGUUCAAUAAAGGCAGUUAUUUUCCAGAUGGUUCCAUGGUAUGUUAAGGUCUAUUAUCACAGCCUAGAAAUUUUUAUAGAUGGGAACCGGAAAACUGUAUCAGAUGUAGUUGACAAGAUUCAUGUCACUCCUUCAGAAGACAAGCUUUUGCCUGGUACUCUGGAGAUGCUACUAAGAUUCCCUUGCAGCAUGCAGUCGGCUACUCUGACAUUGGAUUUUGACAAGGGAUUCCUGCAUAUAGAUGAAUAUCCUCCUGAUGCUAAUCAAGGAUUUGACAUUCCAUCAGCUUUGGUUAGCUUUCCUGAGUUCAACUCUGCUAGAAAUUACCCUGAAAUUGAUCCAUUACUUGGGUCUCCUUUACUAGAAAAUUUCCAGGAAGACACUGUUGUGAAGUCGUAUACAGAAGUAUUGCUCGUUCCCCUGACGACUCCUGAUUUCAGCAUGCCAUACAAUGUUAUCACCUUCACCUGCACUGUUUUAGCUCUUUAUUUUGGCUCAUUAUUGAAUGCAUUAAGACGAAGGAUCGGCGAGGAAGAGAGGGAGUUGACGAAAACAGCCACAAGGCAUGGGCUCAUUCGUCUGUUGCUAGCUAAGCUAAGAGGGCAGAAGGUCAAUCCUACGGAGUCAGGGUCUUUAUCCGAAUCGACUGGAUCAAAGAAGCUGCUAUUCAAGGUUGUACUUGUUGCAGUAGCUGCAGUUCUGUUUCACUAUUUCUCAAACAACAGUUGAUUAUAUCGAGAAUUUUGUGCUAGUUUGGACUGUGGAGCCACGGCGGUAGAAUGUAUACCAUCUGUAGCAUAUGUAUUGUGCCUGCCUGUAAAUUUGCUUGCAUCCAGGCAUUGUUUUGCCAUCCUGGAUUCUUGAAAGCAGCUAGCCGUCCCUUGGUUGCACCAGGUACAUUUUUCCAGGGACCAUGCACAUCUUCGAAGUUGAUGUAACCACCUCAUGCAGCGGCAUCUGUGCCUGAGCUUUAUUCUCGGCUUGAAUUGCUACCUAGAUACCUAAUCAGUGGGUCGAUGGUUUGUUCCA